This is a messenger RNA of Nicotiana tabacum (common tobacco), 885 nucleotides long. Its product is annotated as putative NAD(P)H dehydrogenase (quinone) FQR1-like 1. Gene Ontology annotation, molecular function: FMN binding; NAD(P)H dehydrogenase (quinone) activity. NCBI's taxonomy places the organism in Eukaryota, Viridiplantae, Streptophyta, Magnoliopsida, Solanales, Solanaceae. The record is from RefSeq and is a predicted model, not a curated record. Gene Ontology annotation, cellular component: membrane.
GGUUCCCUCACUAUAUAAGCAGAUGGGCUUUCCCACUCUUUUCCUCUCCAUAAUCUCUUUGUAUUCUGAUUCAUUCAUUCAUCUACCAUUUCCUCCCAAGAAACAGCAAAGCAUUCCUCCAAUGGCAACCAAAGUCUACAUUGUUUACUACACCAUGUACGGUCAUGUUGAGAAGCUGGCACAAGAAAUAAAGAAAGGUGCUGCAUCAGUUGAAGGGGUUGAAGCUAAAUUAUGGCAGGUACCAGAAAUUCUUUCCGAAGAUGUUCUUGCAAAAAUGCAUGCACCACCUAAAGGUGAUACACCAAUUAUCACAGCUGAUGAACUUGCUGAAGGCGAUGGCUUCGUAUUCGGAUUCCCAACUCGAUUCGGAAUGAUGCCUGCUCAAUUUAAGGCGUUUCUUGAUUCAACUGGAGGUUUGUGGAGAACUCAACAGCUUGCAGGCAAACCAGCAGGCAUUUUUCUCAGCACCGGCUCUCAAGGAGGUGGCCAAGAAACUACCGCGUUGACAGCCAUAACACAGCUUGUACAUCAUGGAAUGAUAUUUGUUCCAACUGGCUAUUCAUUUGGAGCUGGAAUGUUUGAGAUGGAAAAGAUUAAAGGUGGAAGUCCUUAUGGUUCUGGAACUUAUGCAGGAGAUGGCUCUAGACAGCCAACAGAGCUUGAACUGGAACAAGCAUUUCAUCAGGGGAAAUACAUUGCCACCAUUACAAAGAAACUCAAAGGCUCUGCCUAAUUGAAUCUUCCCUACUUGACUUUUCAGUAUUAAUGCAAUUUCUUUGUUUUUUCAUAUAUGUAAUUCUCUUCAAGAACAACAUUCUUUGCUUCAGUUUAAAAUUGCAUUCGUUAUGAACUAAGUAUCAAAAUAUUGAUGUCGGUCAUUGGUCA